AUGUCGGUGCCUCAGUGCCGCGGCGGGUGUGUGGUGGACACCACCAGCCUGUGCAAGCACACCUCAGUGCAGCUGCAGCCGCAAAAACUGCAAAACCUGCCCAGAACCAGGAGUGCAAUGUUGCAUUGCUGUGUUCCUGCUGCUCUCUUUUCCAAAGGGGCAUCUGGAAAGCCAUCCCAAGCUGGAGAUGAUCCCAAAGAAGCAAUGCCUACACGCACCAGCAGUUCUAGUAUAUACAGAACACAGCUGCGUUGGCUACCGCUCUCAGGACUCAGUCUCACACUUCGUGAAGCACAAAACAAUUCCAUCAACGAGGAUGAUCAAAUUACCAUUGCUGAAGAGUUGCUUGAUGAUCAGUGGAAUGAAGGUACGGAGUACAGGUAUUGGGAUGCAAUGAGUCCUGACUUGGAAGGGGAAUUCGAGACUGCCCCCUGCCCUACAUCUCCAACAAGGGAGGCAGGAAGAGAUGGGAAGCGGCCAUUGGUGUCUGCAUUUUUUCACCCCUAUUGCAGUGCAGGUGGUGGAGGGGAGAGAGUCUUGUGGUACGCAAUAAGAACACUCCAGAAAAGGUACAGAAAUGGAAUGUGUGUUGUUUACACUGGUGACAGAGAUUUCACCGGAGAAGAAAUAGUAGAAGGUGCUUUCAGAAGGUUCAACAUUAAAUUAACUCAUCCUGUCAAGUUUGUAUUUCUACGCUACCUUGUGGAAGCUUUUCUUUACCCUCACUUCACUUUGCUGGGACAAAAUUUAGGAUUGGUGUUCCUGGGCUGGGAAGGUCUUCUGAAGUUUGUUCCCGACAUUUAUAUUGACUCAAUGGGUUAUGCCUUCACACUUCUCUUUAAAUACUUAGGAGGUUGUCGUGUUGGAUGCUAUGUCCGUUAUCUCACUAUCAGCACCGACAUUCUUUGGAAUCGGGAUACCAGAUUUAACAAUGCAGCCUUCAUUACAAACAAUUCUCUCUUCAGCAAAUUUAAACUUGUCCACUACUACUUCUUUGCUUUCUUAUAUGAAUUGGUUGGUUCCUGCAGUGAUGUGGUUAUGGUGAAUUCUUCUUGGAUGCUAAAUCACAUCCUUUCCCUCUGGAGAGCUGGGGCUUGCACUAGCAUUUUGUAUCCACCGUGCGAUCUCCAGACCUUCCUGGAUCUUCUACUGGAAGAGGAAAAGAGCAUCAUUGAAUAUUCCAUUGUUUCCAUCAGCCAGUUCAGGCCUGAAAAAGAUCAUCCUUUGCAAAUCAGAGCCUUUGCUAUAUUGCUGAAAGAGAAGAGACUGGGACAGCAGCUGUCAUUGAGGCUUAUCUUAAUUGGAGACUGUCGUACUCAAGAUGAAGAGCAAGUAAAGAACCUGAAAGGCCUUUGUGAAGAGCUGGGAGUUAGUAACUAUGUGACCUUCAGAAUAAACAUUUCCUUUGAGGAGCUAAAGAGACACCUGGCCAAGGCCACCAUCGGCCUGCAUACAAUGUGGAAUGAGCACUUUGGGAUCGGUCAGUACCUUUUCUCAGUUUUCAACCAGUUGUCCCCGUUGGGGGGAGAUUCAAUUCAUGAUGAAGGCUCUUCAGUAUAG
Messenger RNA from Cuculus canorus (common cuckoo), 1560 nucleotides. Its product is annotated as GDP-Man:Man(3)GlcNAc(2)-PP-Dol alpha-1,2-mannosyltransferase-like. Lineage: Eukaryota; Metazoa; Chordata; Aves; Cuculiformes; Cuculidae. Gene Ontology annotation, biological process: protein N-linked glycosylation. The record is from RefSeq and is a predicted model, not a curated record. Gene Ontology annotation, molecular function: GDP-Man:Man(3)GlcNAc(2)-PP-Dol alpha-1,2-mannosyltransferase activity. Gene Ontology annotation, cellular component: endoplasmic reticulum membrane.